Molecule: messenger RNA, 1332 nt
Organism: Suillus subaureus
Lineage: Eukaryota; Fungi; Basidiomycota; Agaricomycetes; Boletales; Suillaceae
Product: Alpha/Beta hydrolase protein
Exons: 8
Coding region: 1-1332 (443 amino acids)
Source: RefSeq, a predicted model, not a curated record
AUGCCCUCCUCAUUCCCUUACACUCCUACGACACUCCGGACGUCCGUGAAGCCGCGCCCAUGGGUGCCAGUGAAAUACCAUGAGGGGCGCGUCGAGAUCCCGCCCCUGCCCUUUAAACCUCGGACCGACAACUUACUUGGCAUGUACGACAUUAGCACGCAUAUCAUACUUGCAGCCAACCCCAGAGUCACCCCAAAUACUCCAGUUCCUGAACUACCCCCCCGCUCUUCAAAAAUAACCGAGAGGGAUAUCAAGAAACUGGGACUUGAACUCAUAGAGCAACAGACCCGGCAAGGGGAGGACGGCUACUCCAGGAUCACGGACGAGAGGUUGCUGUGGAAUUGUGUCAACCGAUAUUCAAAAAGGGACCAGGAGACCAAAGUCAGAACGAAGGGAAUUACGCUAUUCCUUGUGCACGGAACGGGCUUUCCGAAGGAAAUUUGGGAAACCACCCUAUGCUAUCUGCUAGCUGUCUGUGGUGUCAUAGAUGAGAUAUGGUCAUGGGAGUCCGUGCAACACGGGGACUCUGCUCUGCUAAACAGACAGAAUCUCAGUGGUAACUUUGAUUGGACUGACAAUGCAAGAGAUAUUACAAACUUUCUCAUCAACUACAUGCCAGAAAAAGUAGAUAUAUCUGUGCUGCCUAUCCAACUUCGUCGACUUCCUGCAUCCAUUAGCGAAGCACGUCAAAAGAGUGGCUUCUCCUCCCGGACCCUGGUCGUAGCGGGGCACUCAUUCGGGGGUUGUGUGGUUGCUUCAGUCGCGUUAAAUUUCCCGGCCUUAUUUUCCUCGCUGAUCCUCGUUGAUGCGAUGAUCGAUACAUUCACAGGAAUUCCAUUGGAGCACACACAACGCAUGAUUGGCCAUACCUUGAUAAGGCGUCAACACUGGCUAUCACGGGAGGACGCCUUGCGUUCUUUCAAAUCUUCACCUGUGUUCUCCGCUUGGCAUCCUGAUGUACUUCGGCUCUAUGUCGAUUACGGACUAUACGAGGAUGGAAGUGGAAGAGUCAGAUUGAAAACUCCCCCCAUUCACGAGGCUAUUGUCUAUGCCAACCUACAAGUUAGCCGCGAAACCUGGGAGUCGAUGGAAAGGCUUGAUGAGAAUAUCGAGCUGCUAUGGAUUCUCCCCGGAAAAGAAACCCGGGAAGUGUCGAUGAUGGAGCAAGUCUCCAAGGAGCGUGUUUGGCGCAGACAAGCAAAUUCAUCCAACGUUAUCAUCAAGUCAUCUGAUCAUCUUAUUCCUCACGAGUCUCCAGAAGCGCUUGCGCAAAUUAUGGCUGACUUUCUUCAUAGGAAAUAUGGUGUUUCCUCGAGGCAGUCGAAGCUCUGA